AUGGAGAAUAAAUUAUUUUAUAUAUAUCCUAAUGAACCUACUGGUUGCCUAUUAAAAAUUAAAAAUAUUAAUUGUUUUGAAAAGGAAAUUGAGAUAAAACACUUCUUUGAACAUUUAGUAGACAUAUGUUUAAUUCAUUCUGAUUAUGUAAAAAAUGAAGCUCAUGCUUUAUUACAUUCAAAAGAAGAGGUUUUAUAUUUUAUGAAAUAUCAUCACCUGAUUUUUAAAAAUAUGAAAUUUUUAGAAACGGAAAUUCAAAAUAUAGAAAUAGAGAUAUUAAAUAAAGAAGAAGAAAAAAUAUUUUGGAAUAACAUAAGAUUGAAAAAAACAAGAUUUUAUAUUUGUUGUAAUGUGCACAAAUAG
Messenger RNA from Plasmodium relictum, 363 nucleotides. Its product is annotated as conserved Plasmodium protein, unknown function. The transcript has 4 exons. The record is from RefSeq and is a predicted model, not a curated record. NCBI's taxonomy places the organism in Eukaryota, Apicomplexa, Aconoidasida, Haemosporida, Plasmodiidae. Bases 1 to 363 code for a protein of 120 amino acids.